UCGAGUUUUUGCUCGGCAGACAGAAAAGUGCAGUGAGAAACAGGGUGCCACAGCACCUCAGCAACAAACCAACAGACCGGUAAUAGUCCGACCGAAAGUAUUCCUGUUACAGUAAAAGUGCUCCCGCUUUCCCCUCGAAUAUACGCACACGAAAAACUCUCAUAGCCUUAGUGUUGCGUGAGUUGAGCAAGCUGUGAACUAGCAAAUUAAACCCGUUCCACGGCCGCGGCCGACAUGGCGCAGCCUGGGAUCGCGGGCGACAGCAAUGCUGGUGGUAGUAGUGCCACUGGCGGUGGUGUCGCUGCCAGGCUAACCACCGAGCCCCCGCCGGGAGGUCCCCAACAGCUCGAAGAUAUCAAAGAUGUCCAGACUCAGCUGAGCAAAACUGGACGUGAACCAGGACCCCUGCAAAGGGCCCGUGACGACGCGGUUUAUGGCUUUGCGAGGCCCCAUGGCUUAGCAAGUCCCGCCAACUCGCUCGGAACUGAAAGCCUCGUGACGCCAAUUACCACCCCCGAACCGAGUGGAUCGCCACGCGGCCCCCUUGAUCAACCAGGGAUUGAAUCUGGCCCACCGCCUCUACCUUCACCAGUCAUACAAAAUACGUAUGAUAGGUAUAUGCCAACACCUCCGAUGGUUAUGCCUCAAUAUAUGACCACCUACGCAGGUUACUACUCACAACCGGUGUACGUUGUUCACUCUGGAACGGGGAUUCCGCCUUCGCAGGCCGGGUUUGGCCUGCAGCCCGUACACCCGAUGCAGGCUCACGGUCACCACUACCUACCUCACCCACUGGAGCAGGUGCACCAUCCUGUGCCUUAUGACUUCUCGGUGCCCCCUCCAAACUAUACCUAUGUGCCAAUGGCCCCGCCCCCUCAUCCGCCCCCAAUGUUGGCAGCACAUCCUCCACCGUUUAACAUACCCGGCCCAACAGUGUACAAAAUCCCUGAUCGUUUUGUGCCGCUUGAAGGAGCACACCCUAUGGGAGCAGGAAGCAUGGGAGGCAUGCAUCACGAACGCAUGCAACCUUUGCCUUCUGGUGAAAUACUUAUGGAGCCUGUAAACUGCGAAGCCUUGGAUGACGGAACACAGUCACAGGGGCCAAAUAGUGACUUGCGUUCGUCCAAUGACGGCCGCCAGCAGUUCAGCCAGCAUCACUUUGUCACGGGGCAGGAAGAUCCGGAUGUCGCCGAAGUCAUUGAGAUCAUUGAAGAAAUUCACUUCGAACGACCAAAAGGUUAUCAGCCUAACACAGGCGAUGAGGCGACAUACGUCGAGGAGCACAUUAAAGCUGGUGCCGUUACUCCUAGCGACGACGGAUGUGAUCGUAGGUCUCAAAAAAGCUGGUACGACGAGUGCACUACGCAAGAACAAAAGGCUGCCGACAACGCCGAGAUAAAAGAGGUUGGGGUAGUUGUCACAAAUUCACACCUUCUGCAAAAGCAACCACCUGGGCAACACAGAGCUGAAGAGGCCCAACAUGCGACUCGUAUUACCGAAGGGAAACAGUCUGAGACUCGACAAGCGAUGACAUCUGCUGCUGCUGCCGCCGAUCGCGGCAGUAAUGUCAUGAAUAGCCACCACAACCACAUCCGUCAAAAUUCUCACGGAGAUUCUGGCCCCAGGGAUGGCGACGGAUACCAUCACCGCCGAAGAGACGAUGCAAGGGACGGCCGACAAGGCGAUUCCAGAGACUCCACUCGGGAACGCUCUGGCGGACGUUUCGACAACCACGGUCGCAGGAGCCUUACGCCAGAAAAACGGUUUCAUCGAAAUAACCCAAAUUACGGAAAUGGCGGUAGUUGCCAGAGGGAGGAUUGUCGAUAUUCCAAUCCAGAGCAUGGUGCUACCCAUCUCCGGGCGCGCCGUCCUCGAGGCGGUUAUGAUCAGGCUUCAUCCAGGGAGAACUCGACUGGCCGAAGAGACAAUAAUGGAAACAAUAACAAUAAUCGUCAGAGAUAUUACCCCUCACCGAAACGGGAUAGUCAUGAUCAUCGGUAUGACAACCACGGUGGGCGGCGCUACGAUAGCAGUCUGCGCCGUGGGACCUCAGGCAGCUACCGUCAGCAAUGGAGGGACGGCAGUCUCCCUUCGAUUUCUCGUGGAGGCAAUAGCUUGCACGGCAAUGUCACAAACAACAACAGCAGUGGCGGCAAUAACAACACUAAUUCCCGAAAGCCGCCUCUGCCGCGACAAGACAGCAACAGCUGCUACUCAGCCGCACCAGUGGCCACCACCAACGGGACAGCAUCCUUUCCUGUUAGCACCGAGGUCGCCAGCUUGAAGGAUACUUCGUCUGGAGUAGGUCCAUCUCAUCUAAGCGCGGAGAAGUCGAAAGAUCGCUCUGACGAGGAUCCUUCAUACCUCGAGUUUCUCGGCCCAUCGUUUCUCGGUAUCAACGAUCGUCUUGAUGUCAAGGGCAUGAUGAGUCGAAGGCAGGCUGUGUCGAUGGACAGCAGCAGCGAUGAUGGCGAGCACAAUACGGAUCACGCGAACGGUAACAUCAGUAAUACUAGUAAUAUCAACAGCAGUAAGCAGCUUGAUCUAGGCAACAAACGAGGUGGUUUUGGUGGUCAUCAUUCAAAUCUAUGUCAGGCCCGCAAAGACCACCGUCAUGAGUGAAAAGGGUUCUAGUGAGUGAGUUAGUGAGUUUAAGCAUGUGCAUGGGAAUGUUGGACUUGUACAGGUUGUAGGAGAUGCCAUCAAUGAAAACCCAGUUUAGGCUCUAACUGGAUGGCAAAAUGGGAAAAUCUAGAGGGACAGAAUUGCCGGCUCUGUUAUGGUGGGUUUAUCCGCGGUAGGGGGUUGGACCUAAGCGUUGAGAGAACAUCUUGACGGUAGGAUAUAUUGUUGUACUAAUGGCUCGAGCAAAGCCGGUGGACUGUUGGUGAGAAAAUGGCACUGCACUAGUAUAUAUUAUAUAUAUACAUAGAUAUAUAUUAUUAGUUAUACAAAAUAUAUAUAUAUAUAUAUAUAUAUACAUAUAUAUAUAAUCAAAUUUAGUGGCGAUGAUGAAGAUAAGAACUAUGAUGUAAGUCUAAUGAUGUAAAAAGUAACUGAUACUUGAGGUGAGAGAAAUGUAAAUGUUUGCAAAAGAAAGUGAGACAGAGAAGCUGAAAGGUGUGGGAAGUAAAUGUAUAAGUGAUGAAGAAAAGACAAAUUGGGAAAGAUAGCGAAAAGACAAAGAGCCUAGAAUAUGGUUGAGAGGAUAAGAGCGAGUCUUAAGCGAGUGCCAUGUGCUACAAGCAUUGAGUGUGGGUACAAAUGAAAUGAGUUUUGCUGUGGAUGUGGAUUACUCAUCGCGAAAUACAUAAAACAUAGAUGCACACACACAUAGAAAUAGAAUCACAUACACAGGCAGAUUAAUGUCAAUUAUGUGAGAACUGAACUUGAACUGAAUACAAUCCUAGCUGAGACCAGCUGCAUGCAUUUAUUGUACAAACGCACGUGCAUAGAUUAUGUAAUCAUGGUAGAGUGCACAAGCUAUACCAAUGAGCCGGUUAGCUCAAGGGAAAUAGUUUUACAAAAAAAAUGUAAGCACUCGUACCCGUAUAUCGUGUCGAGUUUGAUUUUCUUUUAAGAUAACCCCGUUUAAGCCGUACCAGAUCAUGCUGUACCGCUGCACCUGCAUAUAAAGGGUUCGCGCCUUAGCUAUAUUUCUCCGUAGUAACGGUGGUGGCAUGACUCAACAUAUCGUAUCAUACCAACUAUUUUAUCUUUAAUAUCUUUUCUUCUAUCCAGGUGAAUCGGUUGGCUGAGAAUAUGACAAAAUGCACUCUAAAGCCCAUAAAAAGUGACUCAAUUUCUUCUCUGUGUUACAGAUGCUUACAAUUAUGAUAUAAUAAUAUCAUGUGUAUUUAACUACUACGCAUAUCCUUAAUUCUAACUAGAGAGUACAUAUAUACAGUGCAAAGUGACUAAAAUAAAGAACGAAGGAGAUGACCUGUGUGGAUUCGCGUGCGCGCGAGCUUCUCCACAUUUGUUUUAGAGAAAAGCGCUAUUCUAUCUACUGCUAACAAUAACAGUAUACCAUAGUUGUUUUUGUUUUGUUGUCGCCACAACUCAACCAAUGCUCCGCGUGAACUAACGUUUGUUAUUAGACGGUGCACAAGAGGCAUGCACACAAGUAUGAUUAACCAUACGGUUACUCACUUUUUGGAAGGCGUCCGUUGCUGGCGCCUUUCGAAAAAAGAAGACGGACUGCAGAUGACGAUUUUUUAAAGUUUAAUAUAGUGGCUUACAACUAUGUAUUGUGUAUUUCUUAACGAGCUACACCGAUGUGGGAUAUUAGCACAAAAACACUUAGUGUGCAUGGAAAACCACGAAAUGACGUAGUGAACGGGCGGUGAAAUAUGGAUAAAAAGAGAAAAGAGUAAGCAGGCUUGAACCAUAUACGUUAUAUACAGGGCAUAAAAACAGUUGGAUCUGUUAUAGUUUGUAGAUGAUUGGUUCACGUAUAGCGCACUUACUUCGACAUUCGACCACAUAGUGUAAAUCAGGCACGCACGUCACUCGUUGCUUACCCAAAAGGUCUUUAUUUCUCCAACUUUCUAGCGUACGUUCGGAUCUGAGGUUAUUGUAAAGUAUCAAGUUUAGCCUUAAUGCCAACUUUUAUAUGAUCGAACCUGUCUAAUCCGAAGUGCUACUAAGUUGCAGGCCUAGACAUACACGUAAAACAGGCCGAUUUAGCUUCGGCAUAUUUUGUAUAUAAAUUUACACACUUUCAUUAUAAGUAUGGGGAAAAACUGUUUUAUUGUUUAAGGAGGUUUAUUGUUUAUUUUUACUAAAUAUAAGCUGACCCAGCAGUUAAUUUUGUGUUUGCUGCGAUAGGGAAUAAGAAAAUGCCAUGAGGCAAGGUCCGAUAUAAUAGUACAUUGGACCUUUCGUCAUGAAAUACACGAGAGAAGACGAAUAGAAUACUAGAGAGUAGUGGACAACAUAAUAAAGAUGUGUAAAGUGAGAAGGGAAAAGACAGAAGUCAAGGAUGAUAUAAUGAGUCUAUCAGAACAAAUACAAAGGUUUUGUUGCUGUGGAUCAAGCCAAUGUCCACCAAAUCAACCAAGCAAUUUGCAUUGAGCAAGUCAGAUCAAAUAGGUGCCGAAGCUAAGGCCAAACUAAUAUCUGGUAUGAAUAUAUAAUACUCUGCACUAUAACUUCGGACCCCAAAAAUGCGCUAUGGAGUUAGAGAAAUAUAUAUACUCUAAGUAGAAAUUAGAAUACGUAUAGUACUUAUAUAUACAUUCCUUUAUUAUAAUUAUAUUAUCAUUGUAAGUAUUUGAGAUACGCUCAUAGAGAGAAGGAGCUAGAUUUUCUGGCCGUCAGACUACACUAUGUUUUCAGCCAAUCGAUUCACGUAAUAAGUAGAAAACGUAGAGAUAAAAUAGCUGGUAUGAUAUUAUAUAGAGUUAAUAAUAAUUGGUAUGAUAUUAGAGAGAUAUAGCUAAAUUGCUAACUCUUUGUAUGUAACUGCACAAUGAUCUGGUGCGGCUCAGAAGAAAUUACCUUAAAAAACGGUAGACUCGAACGAUAGCCAUACAUACGUGAUUACAUUACUUGUUUGGCUUGAACGGCAUGUAUGGUGGGCAAGUUUGAUAAAAAUUUGCAAUUCGCAUAAAAAUAAAGAUUCGCAAUUAUGUCGAUUUAUGUUACAAGUGGUUUGCUUCUGUCAUGGAUUCCGAAGGCGGCAGGAAUCCCGCAUAUUUUCACUAUGGUGUGUGCUUCAAGGAUCAUUGGUAAUUCCAGGCUGGCUACUAGUCAAUUCACAGAAAUCAUGAAUCAGCAUCAACGUUGUCAAAACACUGAAUUUCUCAGGCCGACAUCUUAUGACCACAUACCACUAUAAUACAUAUAAUAUACCACUGUGUCUAUGGUUUGCUUUUUGCAAUUCUGUUUUGUAUGACACUAAUGCUAGCGCACUUUACCAUGGUUACAUGAUCUACCUAUGGACAUUUGUGCAAUAGAUGCAUGCAAGUGGCCUCAGAUAGGGUUGUUCCCAAAUAAGUUCAACUCGCACGUAGUCAAUCUGAAUUUAUCUGCGUAUGUGACUCUAUAUGUAUAUAUCUAUAUUUGUAUGUAUUUCGUUCUACGAUGAUUGAUCCACAUCCGUGACACAGCCCACCUCAUCCGCACCUACACAAGUACUACGUAAGAUUCCCAGGGCAGCAGGGGUCCCGCAUAUUUUGACUGUGGUAUGUACGUGUGCCUCAAAGAUCAUUGGUGACUCCUGGAUGGCUUGUACAGGCUCUCGCCGGAGCUGAAAGUGCUGGGUUUCAGCAUUUAAAUGCUAGCCAUGUACUACUGUUUCUCUAAUUGCACAUUUUGCCGUCUCCUGUACGUGAGUCGCCGUCAAAUGAUUACUGCUACUAUCGAUAUAUUAUAGCUAUUGCUACGCAUUUUUUAUAUCAAAAUACAAUUGAUCACUACUAUGAAAUGUUAUCCACUUAUCGACAGACUUGUAGAUAAACAAACCGUUGUGCAUUUUUAAUGUGACCUUCCUUCUCCUUUCGCGUGUAACAGACGAGAGGACGAACAGGCCACAACAAAACGAAUCCAGACAUUCUAACACGUCUCAGAUAGGAAUUACUGUGAGGAUUAUUUUUGUCAAUCUAUAUUUUCUGUUAUUGAUGUUAAUAUUAUUAGAAGUAGUAACGGAAUAUUGUGCUGUUUGUUAUGCGACAUGGUUUGAGUUAUAUAUCGUAUUUAAAAGGAGAGCAAGAAGACAGUGCAGAUAAGAUAAUAAAGAUGAAAAAUUAUAAAGGAAAUGGUGACAAUAUAAAAGCAAGCAUUGCCUAACAAAAAAAAUAUUUAUAUCUUAAUUUGGUAAUAUUGUUAUUAUUAUUGUAAUGGCACCAAAAAGAUGAUAUAUGGUUUUUAGGACGGCUGUAAAGCCACAUAGGGUUAAGAAUUGACAGAAAUUGCUUUUUGAUGAUAAAGCUAAAAUACUGACGAAAAUAAUAUCAUUGAGAACAAUAAAUAGUGCGUACAUGAGUAAUAAAAUACUGUAAAAAUAAUAAAAAUAUUAUACAAUUUAAUAAAAGCCACAUGAUCCGUAAGACAAAUAUCUAAUCGAUAUCAAGCGAUUCAUGCAAGAGUAAGUCUUUCUUAGUAGUCUAACAACCU
Messenger RNA from Varroa destructor (honeybee mite), 7119 nucleotides. RefSeq lists its product as uncharacterized. The record is from RefSeq and is a predicted model, not a curated record. NCBI's taxonomy places the organism in Eukaryota, Metazoa, Arthropoda, Arachnida, Mesostigmata, Varroidae.